AUGCCUACCAAAUACUAUGGCGACCGUCCACAGGCAUUCUCAAUCGAUGAAACCGGCGAACGUUAUUACAUCGGAGCCGAGGUUGGACAAUACAUGAAAUUCCAUCGUGGAUCACUCUACAAGAAAUUUCCCCAAUUAUGGAAACGUUUCGCAACAUUGGAUGAAAAAAGGAAAAUGCAAGAGAUGGCAUGUCCGUCGUCAUUUCUCAAUACCAAUAUUAUGCUCGUGAAAGCAAGCGAAGUAAGUUGCAUGUAUAAAAUUAAUUCGUUCGCAUUAUUUUGA
Anisakis simplex (herring worm) is the source of this 282-nucleotide messenger RNA. NCBI's taxonomy places the organism in Eukaryota, Metazoa, Nematoda, Chromadorea, Rhabditida, Anisakidae. The record is from the annotation of a GenBank genome assembly.